Coniophora puteana RWD-64-598 SS2 is the source of this 1218-nucleotide messenger RNA. Its product is annotated as peptidase M22 glycoprotease. The record is from RefSeq and is a predicted model, not a curated record. The transcript is spliced from 6 exons. The coding region runs from base 1 to 1218 and encodes 405 amino acids. Gene Ontology annotation, biological process: mitochondrial tRNA threonylcarbamoyladenosine modification. Gene Ontology annotation, cellular component: mitochondrion. NCBI's taxonomy places the organism in Eukaryota, Fungi, Basidiomycota, Agaricomycetes, Boletales, Coniophoraceae.
AUGCAGCGCCUCUCUACCCUUUCAUGUCUCCGUCGUAGCCUGCUGCAAACUCGGCUUGCAUUCCUCUCGACAUGCCCGACCCCGACCCCGAUUCACACAGCCAAGUCACGCGCGUUUACUGUCCUUGCUCUUGAGAGCUCUGCCGAUGACACCUGUGCCGCUAUUGUCACCUCUGACCGACGAGUCUUGUCCAAUGUCGUCAUAAAACAGCAUCAACUACAUGGACCCACAGGUGGCAUAUACCCACCCACAGCCAUCGACGCACACCAGCGCAAUAUGCCGCACGCUGUACGGAGGGCGCUUCAGGAAGCCAAGAUGACCAUGCACGACGUCGAUGGGAUAGCAUUCACGCGCGGGCCAGGCAUAGGCGGAUGCCUCAGUGUAGGCUCAAACGCAGCCAAGUCACUCGCAGCGGCCCUCGACAAGCCACUCGUGGGCGUGCACCACAUGCAAGCCCACGCCCUCACAUCUCUCCUCACGGCCCCCUCGGCAUCCACCACCCCGCGUUUCCCCUUCCUCACUCUCCUCGUCUCGGGUGGCCACACCCUCUCCGUGCUCGCCACCUCCCUCACGUCUUUCCGCAUCCUCGGAACAACAGCAGACGAGUCCGUCGGCCGCUCGUUCGAUAAGGUUGCGCGGAUCCUCGGUCUUGAGUGGGGGAAACGUGGGCUGGGUGCUGCUCUCGAGGAUUUUUGCGAGGCUGAACCAACCACUGACGAGGGAAAAUGCGAUGGGGAGAUAUCGUCGUUCGCAUUCCCCCAUCCCAUGCGCGGGCGACUCGACUUCUCGUUCGCGUCGCUGCAUUCUACCGUCGACCGGCACCUCGCGCUGCUCGGUCGUCCGCCGACGCUCGCGGAGAAACGGGCGCUGGCGCGGGAAUUCCAGGACGCUGCUGUCGCGCAGCUAUGUGCGAAGCUCCGGCUUGCGCUGGACGCGUGUGCGCAGCGGGGCGUUACCGUUGGAGAUGUGGUCGUGAGCGGCGGCGUGGCGAGCAAUCGAUAUCUGCGGACACGACUGAGAGAGUCUCUGGACGCUUACGCUGCCUUGUCAGAAUCGACGACGGAGGACGCGCGGAUCGAGCUCGCCUUCCCACCCGUCGAGCUCUGCACGGACAACGCGGCUAUGAUCGGCUGGGCGGCGAUGCACCGCUUUCUCGCGGGCGACUAUGAUCCAUACGACAUUGACUUGAAGCCUAAGUGGAGCAUCGAGGAAAUUUAG